AUGAUGGCUAAUGACUUGCGGCUUGUAACCGUCUUCCAAAGGAAACUAAUUCCGAACAAUGAAACUAUUCAAGAAGUUGCUGUUGGUAUGGUUCAACCAUCAGCAGACCCAGUGAUCAAGAAAUCUUCUUAUGCUGAUAUAUUGAAGACUAAGUCAGAUAAGAAAGUCCCAAUGAAGCAAAUCGUGAGCAAUGAACGCACUCUACCCCUACCUGAAGACUUAGCUAACCAAAGUCUGCUCGGCGAUAUCAGACGUGAGGUAGGCAAAUAUUAUGGUACUGAUGUAUAUGAGAUGUAUGUUAGCCUAGAUAAGAUCUAUAACAAGUUGCUGAAGUUGGGAGUCUCACCGAGCUGGGAAAAUAUAAAAGCGGUGCGAGAAAACAAGGCUGCAUUGAAUAGAUUGGUUCAUGAUGAGGAAUUGAAAUACUACGAGAAAGCCUCCCAACGAGCACCCACUCUUGCUGUAGAAAUCCCCGCUGAAGUGGUGGUGCCUAGACCAGAGAAUAGUUUCAAGCGUUGGGCUCGUAGGGCUGGAUUACCGGAAAUCCCAGCAGAUAAGCUGUUUUUAGCAGAGCACCCUGGCAUCUUGAUCAAAUGUAGGAUCAUCCGUGUUGUGAAGCGUGCAUUAUGGAUCUUAGAUCAUACACGGGAGAAUCCUAGGCGAAUCUAUCGAACUUAUUUGGAAAAGUACUUAUCUUGGGUCUCAGCAUGGGAUUCUCAUUACUUCGAUCAUUUUAAAGGUAACCAUAUACCGCAUAUCCCUAUUAGGUAUGUGAAUGCGAUUGUGGAAAAAGGACCACUCAAGAAAAUUUGGUUUGGGUCGGCCACCGCAUUACGUAUCUUUGAAUUGGUGACUUUAGAGGAUCGUUGGGACAAGAAUUGCAUGCUUUUGGUCUUUGCUUACCAUACUGAUGUUAGCAUACAAGCACGAGCUAUAUCAGUAUUAUCAUCUAUAACGCAUUAUAUGGCUAGAUCUAUCAUGUGGGCUACAAAGAAAAGAUCUGAUUUACCCAUCCUGCGUAUUAGUGAUAGCGUGAGUUUAUCGGCAUAUUAUGACGUAGAUGUUAUCAGAGGCCGUAUGUCCGAUUGUUUUGACAGGAUAUUGAUCGGCCAGAACGUAUUGCCGGUAUAUUUCGCCACGCGGUUCAAGAACAACGACCAUGCGGCUUGGUUGAGUGCUUUAUUGAAGCAAGUUAAGAUCUCAACUAAGGUACAGGGAUCUGCUGUUAAUUACCUUCCCAAAUCGUAUCGUAGAAGUUUAGGAAUAGAUGUCUUUUGCUAUUACACCGGGGUGAGACGUGAGAAUUUGUUUAAGCAUAGAUUUAGGUGUGAUCGAGAAUUGCUUAGCAGAUUCUUGGAAGCAGGGGACGUCCACCCAAAUCCAGGGCCCGCCCUCCGUUUAUCUAUUAUGAGGCGACGUUUGAGGGGAUUAUUUCGUAGAAGACAGAGCCCUAAUUUGGAGAGUGCAGAUGAGGAGAACACAAUGAGACCUCUCGCAAAUCCCGAAGUAUAUUACGCCAAUUUGUCCUGGCGUAAUCGAAUGCUGACAUACGAUGACGAAGGAUUGUGUUUGGAUAUAGAUCCUAUGUUCGUGGUCGGCAACCGGGUUGAGGGGUCAUUAUCUUCUGACCUGACGGGAGCAUGUACUAGUGUAUACAGGUCAUUUGCCUCUCAUGUGGUCACUGUGUUUGGGGACAUCUCUUCAGAACGGGAAGGUUCAAUAUGGAUUGAGAGAACUUUCUUACCUGAAGUGUUAUUUUGCCCCAGCAGUCGGUCAUCAGUCGAUGGCCCAAUGGAGACUACGAGUGUUUCAGAAGUUCGGGAAACUUCUGAGAUAAUAGAAUUAGGUGCAGAUGGGGACCUCAAUCAAGAAUUUGAUGUCAGCUUACCAUCAUGCGAUAUGCCUGAUGACCCACCCAAGGAACCUUUCUUAGCGGGGUUUUUAAAACCCAGAUUUGUGUCAGACCCGAUGCACAUUGAGGAAAUUUACAUAAGAAAGUUUAAUGCUCAGGGAUGUCAUGUGUUCAGGGACCCAGAUUUCGUGCAGAGGAUAAAUUCAACUUAUAAGCCCAUGAAACUGGGGUUCUGGCGUAGCUGGAGGUGCUUACGUGAUAUUACUUGGAGAGGCUGGUUCAAUAAUCACUUCUUUGAUCUUUUUUUGGAAGAUCGAGAUCCGCUUAUGAAUGUCAAAUUGAAUAAGUUAACAGCUGCUCAAUUGGCUAGGAGGAUCAAGGAACAUCCCGACGAUCAGCAAGUGUCGAUUGCUCUGUGCAGGAUUUUGAAACGGACAGAAGUGGUAACCCACUUCUAUGUCGUAAGCACAGCUAGACACUUGGGCAAUGUCAGAUGUAAGCUCGCUCGUUACGGUGUUAACAAACAUCACAUGGUAUGUAGCAUGGAUAUAUUAUAUGAUGAAGUUGUCCCUUUAAUGCUGGCGCGGAGCGCUGUCGAUACAUUCAGGGGCCAUGAUUUCAGAGCCAAUGUGAAUAGGGUCAUGUCAGUACAAGGUUCUUGGAGGGAAAUGCUGGGUGAGGAUGAUGAUUUCUCAUACCAGCAUAGGAACAGAGCUCUCACUCUAGCUUAUACUUUAGCUAGAUUGAAUCAGGCUACUACGUCGGAGAUGGGAAAUUGGUGA
Leptomonas pyrrhocoris is the source of this 2634-nucleotide messenger RNA. RefSeq lists its product as hypothetical. The coding region runs from base 1 to 2634 and encodes 877 amino acids. Lineage: Eukaryota; Euglenozoa; Kinetoplastea; Trypanosomatida; Trypanosomatidae. The record is from RefSeq and is a predicted model, not a curated record. The transcript has a single exon.